Molecule: messenger RNA, 1095 nt
Organism: Lotus japonicus
Lineage: Eukaryota; Viridiplantae; Streptophyta; Magnoliopsida; Fabales; Fabaceae
Exons: 2
Coding region: 1-1095 (364 amino acids)
Molecular function (GO): nucleic acid binding; zinc ion binding
Source: RefSeq, a predicted model, not a curated record
AUGUUUGGAAGAUUCCAAACCGUCGUUAAUGGGCUCAGAAAUCUUGAUCGCAAAUACGAAAAUGUUGAUCAAAUCAUAAAGAUUCUAAGAUGCCUUCCCAGAAAAUGGAGACCCAAGGUCACAGCCAUUCAAGAAGCUAAAGAUCUCAGCACCUUGAGACUGGAAGACCUCCUUGGAUCUCUGAAGGUUCAUGAAAUAGAGCUGGCUCAUGACGAAGGAUUGAAGAAGCAGAAGAACAUUGCAUUCAAAGCAAACAGUUCAAAGGCCAUUCAAACAAAAGAACAAUCUGAAGAAGAAGAAUCCUCAGAAGAAAUGUCUGAUGAUGAACAAGCCCUUUUCAACAGAAAUGGCUCAAACUUAGACAAAAGCAACAUCACCUGCUUCGAGUGCAAAAAGCCAGGACACAUCAAGCCGGACUGUCCAAGACUAGCAAAGAAAUCAGGCAAGAAACCCUUCUACAAGAAAAAGAAAGCUCUAGCUGCUGGAUGGGAUGAAUCUGAGGACGGUUCAGAAGAUGAUGAUGAAGACGAAGAUGAUGAUGCACUCUUUGCUCUUAUGGCAUCUGCAGAAAGCUCAGAUGAUGAAGAUGAUGAUGAAGUAAAAUCUGAAAACCUUAAGGAAGAAUUCAAUGAACUACUUGAACAUUCAUAUGCUCUAUCUGAAAAGUACAAAACCUUGAAGAAACAAUUUGCUAAAUUACUACUCGAGCAUGAAAAAGUCUUAAUAGAAAAAGAUCAUGUAGUUAAAGAAAAUACUGCUUUAAAGGAACAGGAUUCUGUUAAGGAAGUAACUACUCUAAAGAAAAGAAUUAAAGUAUUAAUAGAUGAUCUAUCCACGUUUACUAUAGGUCAUGACAAUCUAGUUAAAUUGUGUGGAAAUAGUCGCGAAUUGUACGAUAAAAGUGGACUAGGAUUUGAUAGUGAAUCAGCUUCAUCCAGUGAAUAUAUGUCUGAUAUAUCUUUUACAUCAUCUGAAUCUAGUCAAAGUAAGUUUGUCGUAAAUUGCAAGAUUGAGCGAGAUGAACGAAAAACCUCUUAUGAGAAGAAGGUUCCUUCAAAAGUUAUUGCUAACCCCUCAGGACCCAAGAAAUUCUAG